AUUUUAAGUCAUUUAGCUUCAAAGGACAUUUGAUUCCGUACCGGCAUAGUCACAAGGAAAAAAAAUUAUUUUUAAACGGUUUUUGUUACACCAAAAAAAUCAUUUAUCCCCUUUUUUUUUUCAUAUAAAAACGCAGCCCAUUUAGUAUUAAAACAAAUUGUUUCCCUUCAUUCUUUUCCCUCUUCUCUUUUUCUUUUUUUAAAAAAAAUCGAUAGACAACAAAAAUGCGUUUUUCUGUAUUAUUAUCAGCAGCUGUAUUUUUAGUAUCAAGCACUUCAGCAGCCACGCUUGAAAAAAGAUGUGCCUUAAAAAGAGAACCCAUGACUAUAAAAGAUGGUUUGCUUGUAGCAAAAGUCAAAGUUGGUACUCCUCCACAAACUUUCUCGGUGGUAUUUGAUACCAGCAAUUCAUUAACUUGGGUUCCAGCUGUUGAGUGUCAUACUCCAGAAUGUCGUCAACAAUCUAAUCUCUACAAUGCCAAUGCUUCUUCAACAGCAGUCGAUCUUCAUAAGAAGCAGUCUAUCAAAUAUGCAGAAGGUGUUUGCCUCGAUGCUAAGCUUUAUACAGAUACUAUUUCUGUAGCCGGUCUUCCUGUAUCAAAUCAAUUAUUUGGUAGUGCAUACAGCGUGAAGGGCCUUGGCGGUGAAGAUUACCUCGGUUCUCUUGGUUUAGGCGGUUUCAAUGCCGAUGGCUCCACCAACUAUUUGACAUCCAACAGCUCAGCCACAAAGCGACAAUUUUCUAAUGGUGGUGGUUUUGCUCAAAAUGGGUUCCAAAGUGCUUAUGGCACCGGCUCUCAGCAAUUUGGUAUGGUUACUACCGGCUCCGGUGGCUUCUAUCAAAAGAGAAAUAACGAAAAGUCCGAUGCAGAAUUUAUUUUCGGUGGUGUUGAUCAUAAUGUUUACAAAGGCAAUGUUGCCUAUCUUAAAUUACCCACCUGCGACUACGGUGAUUCACCUUUUUGGAAGACAGAAAUUAAGUGCGUCAAAUUAACAGAUAAAAUUGACAUCAAGUUAGCUCCUAAAUCCUUGGCCUCAUUAAGCACCGGAUCAAACUUCAUUUCUGCUCCCACAAAACAAGCCGAUCUUCUCCAUGCUUCUAUCGACGCUACCUACGAUACAACUGAUAACACUUACAAGUUCAAAUGCUGUGAUGACUUGAGUACUUUACCUACCUUAAAGAUUGACUUUAAGGGUUAUCGUGUUUCUUUACCUCCCAAACUAUACGUUGUUCAAGAUACCAAAGAAUCUUGUCAUACCUUGAUUAACCGUAAUUCUGCUGAUGAUAAGAACUGGGUUUUGGGUGGUGCUUUCCUUAAUAACUUUUAUCAUAUUUAUGAUACCAGUAAUCUCCAAGUUGGCCUUGCCAUUCCUAAAGGUGGUUGUGAUGCAGUCAUUGAGAAAAUUAAGAAUUAGAUUUCUCUCUCUUGUAUUAUUUCCCCUCCCCCCUUAAACUAACCCUCCCCCCCUUGUAUCAUUUUUAAAUAAAUUUCUUUUUUUUUUUAAUUCUCUUAUAAAAUAAAAUCAGUUUCAGACGUGAGAAAAUAAAAAAAGUGGUGUCCUUUACCUACCUGUAAAAA
Messenger RNA from Mucor mucedo, 1579 nucleotides. RefSeq names its product aspartic peptidase domain-containing protein. Gene Ontology annotation, biological process: proteolysis. Lineage: Eukaryota; Fungi; Mucoromycota; Mucoromycetes; Mucorales; Mucoraceae. Gene Ontology annotation, molecular function: aspartic-type endopeptidase activity. The record is from RefSeq and is a predicted model, not a curated record. The transcript has 8 exons. Bases 225 to 1415 code for a protein of 396 amino acids.